GUGCUGUCUUUACGACAGUUAUUUAGUUUAUAAUAUUUUCGCUUAGUAAUUCAUUCAAUAGUAUUUUCUAGUUAGAAUUAGAAGUGUUUAAAGUGUAUUCAUUGCAUGUAAAAUAUAUCGGCAUGCGAUGACGUCACAUCCGGUUUCGCCGCGUCUUGUGGGAAAACACCGGUUUGAAAUUAGCGCGAGGGUGGGGGCUUUCCACGAGGCUCACCUGAGCACAAGCAGUUUUGCAGGCAUGAGAAAUCACAGUGAGAGCAACGCUUUUUCACCAUAUGUUAAUGUGAAGAGUGAACAGUAAAUGGUUAAUCUUACUGCGAUCUGGUUCUUAUUAACUGUGGUUUAUCCGGACGUUAAAUUCGGCGUUUCGUUACACCCGAAGGAGAACGUGACAGUGAAAAAGCGGCAUUAUCAGGUGUUUCAAGUGCUGCAAUGUCAGCUCGAUCCGGGAUCAAGUCGAUGGCGCCCAGCGACAAGGGCAGUAGAACGACAUCAAGUAAGUCCACACAGGCAAGAGCCAAGGCAGAAGCCGCCAAGGUGCGACUGCAUUACGCCAAACAAGAGGCAGUUUUGAAAAUGAAACUGGCCACCAAAGAAGCCGAAAUCCAGAAAGAAAGGGCCGCCAGAGAAGCCGAAAGGGCCGCCAGACAAAGAGAAGAGGCUGCCAGAGAAGCCGAAAUCCAGAAAGAAAGGGCCGCCAGACAAAGAGAAGAAGCCGCCAGAGAAGCCGAAACCCAGUUGGAAAUGGCAAAAAUAUCGACAGAGUUGCAAGUGCUGCAGCGAGAAAGAGAAAAAGAAGCUGCCAUGGCGGAAGCAAAGUACAUAGAAGAAGCUGAAGGGUCGCGUGAUCUGACCGCAGUAAGAUCUACUUUAGAAAGGACCAGACUGGAACGCACAAGCGACUAUGUACAAUCUCAAAUAGACAGGCAGGCUCGUCUCCCCUCUCCAUACGUAUUCGAUAACUUCCCCAGCUACGAGGAACCUCAGAGAGUCACGAUUGCAUCACAUCCAUACGAGGAAGGAAAUUUACCCUCACGGCUCCGUGAUGAAGUCAAGAAUGAAAGAACCGACAACGCUCCUUCACCCCCACAACAGGACGGCGGGGAGGGAGAGGUUCACUCCAGGACAACAAUUGUCAGCUCGAACUGUACAGAAGUUUGCGGUCAAACUCAGUCAAGCCGUUCUUGUUCCGAGAUCUGCCUCACUGAGGUGUACCCUAAAGAAGCACAACAAGACAUUACCAAGCGUAAAGUAACCGACGAGACGCUAGGUCAGUCAGUUUUCGUUCAAACCGAGCACGGAAACAAACUUGCACAAUCAGCUCAAGAUACCAUUUCUUUAAAACCCAAAGACACCAAGGUCUUCAGAGAUGAAGCAAAUAAUGGGGUUGCCCCAUUGCCAAUCAGAGAACCACGCCAGCGCUCACCAGAUAACAAAGAGCAGGCAGUCAAACGGUUCACGUCCUUACGGAAAACCCGGAAAAGGAAACCUGAGAUGCAGCAACGCACCCGAUUGGCCCACGAGGUACUGUGCACCCUAAUGGCAGAGGUCACAGCCAUUAUAAACGCACAAUCAUUCCUACCUGUGUCUUCUGACCCAGAAAACCCCUUCAUCCUUUCGCCAUCAAUGCUCCUUACACAGAAGGCAGGAGCACCUCCUCCACCAGGAGACUUCUCAGACAAGGAUUUGUACACAAAGCAAUGGAGACAAGUCCAGGCUCUGGCAAAUCAGUUCUGGCCUCGCUGGAGACAAAAAUAUCUACCUUUGUUGCAACAGAGACAAAAGUGGACAGAACCCCGAAGGAAUCUUCAAGUUGAAGACUUAGUCCUGCUCAGGGACAAGCAAGCCACCCGCAACAGCUGGCCAAUGGCCAGAAUCACUGCUACAUUCCCUAUCGGGGAUGGACAUGUCAGGAAGAUCGAAUUGAAGACUACCGACCAAGGCGAUGUGAAAAUUUACCAAGGGCCAGUUACAGAAGUUAUUCUACUUCUACCCAAUGACUGAUUAAGAGACUAAGUUUUGUACUCUGCUCAUUGUGACCUUACGAAGGUCAAGCGGGGAGUGUGCUGUCUUUACGACAGUUAUUUAGUUUAUAAUAUUUUCGCUUAGUAAUUCAUUCAAUAGUAUUUUCUAGUUAGAAUUAGAAGUGUUUAAAGUGUAUUCAUUGCAUGUAAAAUAUAUCGGCAUGCGAUGACGUCACAUCCGGUUUCGCCGCGUCUUGUGGGAAAACACCGGUUUGAAAUUAGCGCGAGGGUGGGGGCUUUCCACGAGGCUCACCUGAGCACAAGCAGUUUUGCAGGCAUGAGAAAUC
Messenger RNA from Hypanus sabinus (Atlantic stingray), 2311 nucleotides. RefSeq lists its product as uncharacterized. Bases 433 to 2004 code for a protein of 523 amino acids. The record is from RefSeq and is a predicted model, not a curated record. NCBI's taxonomy places the organism in Eukaryota, Metazoa, Chordata, Chondrichthyes, Myliobatiformes, Dasyatidae. The transcript has 2 exons.